UCAUAGAAAUGUAUGCAUGUUUUUAAAACGGCCUAUUGUCCAACACGCAGCCUUGCCACCUUGCCUAUUUGCAUAUGUUAGCUGAUUUAAAUGUGUGCAUAUUUAUCCUUGCCGGCUCCUGAGCCCAGCGGAGGCAGGAAGCAGGCAUUCCUCCUUCCAGGGGCCGCGUCUGGGUUUCCCCUUCUUGGAGCAGAUGAAUCAGGGGUGCCGUGGGACCUCAGCCUCAGGAAGCCUCCGUUGCUACCGUGUUACACGCUACACGCAGAGAAGGUGACGGGAACUGUCUCUUUUUGCAGCUAGGGAUCUGGAUUUUCCAAAAGCUGCUUGGGAAUUCGUUGUGCGGUUGGGUGUAAAAUAAACUCUUCCAGGGUAGAGAAAGGCAGAAAGAUCUGGAUUGCGGGAGGGGGGCUUCCCUUUAGUAGAGGCUGGGCUGUGCCCUGGGGUGGGGCACAGCUUUGGCCUCUGGUGGAAGGAAAAAGGAGCUUCCAGCCUGGGUUGAAACUUGAGAGGCGUCUCAGGCUGCUGCGUCCACUGAGAUUCGGCUGGGUGUUCCUCCCUGCGGUAGAAUUCUUUCCCUGUAGGAAACUCGCACGUCAGAGGAGAGCGUUUCCCUGAGGAGCUAGGGCUCUAUGCCAGAGGAACUGGGAGGGAGGGUGCAUCUCUCUGCUUACAGAAUAAGCUCGAGAGGGAAAACGUUUUGGCUCGGCUGCGCUCCGAAGGCUUCUCUGCCCAACUUUGGAUGACGUCACAUCAGCCUGCAGAUAUUAAUGCUCUGCUGAAGGCAGAUCAUGGAUUUGCAGCCGUCCUGGGCAACUCUGUUUCUGAGCGCGCCUGCACCACCCGAGCGCUGCCUACGUGCUGCUUAAGAAGAAAUCAUCCUGCGUUAAUCGGCUGUCAUUGAUCCUGCCCCCUCCCCCUUGCAAGAGCGAGGUAUCCGGAUUGCAGGGAGACUGGCGACUCCGCACCUGAGAGAUGGCCGGAGCCACCGCCCUGCAGGAUCCGGUGGCGUUUGAGGAAGUGGCGAUCUACUUCUCUGCCGAGGAGUGGGAAGCACUAACCGACUGGCAGAAGAGCCUCUACAAGGAGGUCAUGAAGGACAAUUACGAAGCCCUGGUUUCUUUAGGUCUCGCUCUCCAGCCUCCCAGCAUCCUCGUGCAGAUCGAAGGCGGGGAGAAGCCCCGUGCAGGGAGAGCCCAGUUCCCAAAGUCCAGAGAGGAUUCAAAGGACAAUUUUGGGGGAGGUGGCCAGCGGGCUCUUGAGGAGGAUGGCGCAGGACUUGCGUGCCGCCUGCUGGGCCCACAGGCCCGGGAGGGAAGCCAAGACCACGGAUCCCUUGGCGAGCCACCCGUGUGGCCAGGAGGCCCCCUCAGGCCUGAUUCUGCGGUGAAUGGAACGGCAGCUCUGCCUCCCUGGGAUGCGGGGCCCAGGUGGGCCGGCGGCACCAUGGUGGGUGAGCAGGCUCUCCCCGUGGAAUUUCGGGUUGCAUCUCAAGAGGCUGGAGAAAGCAGUUCCUGGCCCCCGGCCGUCACAGCCCUCCAGCCCGGCACCCGUGAGGAGAUGCUGCUGAUCUGUACCCAAUGCCAGAAAUGUUUCCCUGCCCGUUCUGCACUCCACAUCCCGUCCGCAGUGCCCCUUGGAGCACGGGUGCAGGUGUGCCCUGAAUGUGAGGGUGGGCGCCUUAAGAACCCCCCAACCCCUGCUGAUCCCCCAAGCCGAGCUGGGGUGCUGCCCUGCACCUGUGCGCACUGUUCCACGCUGGGCGUCCGCCCGAGGGGGGCCCUCAAGGAGGAAAGGCCCUACAAAUGCGGGAAGUGUGACAAGACCUUCCGCUACGCCCACGAGUACGCCUGGCAUCAAAAGGUGCACGCUGGAGAAAAGACGUACAGGUGCAGCGAGUGCGCAAAGGUCUUUCGGCACAAGCAGGAGCUGAUGUGGCACCAGCGCACCCACACGGCAGAGUGGCCCCACAAAUGUGCCACCUGUGAGAAGAACUUCCGCUUCAAGCAGGAACUGACGUGGCACCUGAAGACCCACUCCGUGGAGCGCCCCUAUAAGUGCCCCGAGUGCGAGAAGAGCUUCCGGUACAAGCAGGAGUUCAUGUGGCACCAGCGGGCCCACGUGGGCGACCGGCCGUACAAAUGCAGCGCGUGUGAGAAGAGCUUCCGCUUCAAGCAAGAAUUCACCUGGCACCAGAGGAGCCACACGGGAGAGAAGGUCUACAGAUGCUCCGGCUGCGACAAGAGCUUCCGGUACAAGCAGGAGUUCACCUGGCACCAGCGAAUCCACACCGGGGAACAGCCGUACCCCUGCGCCUCCUGCAGCUCCACGUUCACCUGCAGGCAGGAGUUCAUGCGCCACCAGCGGCUGCACGACGGCGAGAAGCCCUACCAGUGUCCUCACUGUGAGAAAACCUUCCGCCGGGGCUCCACCCUGAUCCGGCACCGGCGUGUCCACACGGGCGAGGGGCCCUUCAAGUGCCCCCACUGUGAGAGGACCUUCGGCCAGAGCGCCAACCUCCUCAAGCACCAGCGAGUGCACGCCCCGAAGAGCGAGCCGCUGGAGGCGGCCUCGGGGUGGAAGCCCUGCCUGCAGAGCUCGGGCGCCGCCACCCCGCAGGGCGCCAUGCACAGCGUGCUCAGCCUGAAGGCGGUUUCGGUGGGCGCCUUGCUCCUGCUAACCCUGCCAGAGGCCAAACGUGGGAGAGACCCAGGGGCCAAGCCUGAUGCCUGGGCGCCUCAGAUGUGAUCCGACUCACCGGGGGCUUUUUCAGACCAGGACCCCUUCAGCGUGGGAACGUUGGUGUUGCUAAACAGUUGUGCGGGGUCCACCGUGGCCCCAGGAGGACCCCUGAGAACAGGCUUCACAAGCCGGGAUGCGCUUACUCGUCAGGCCGGGGGGUGAUUUCAGAAGUGACUGCUUGAAAGUGGGCGGCCCGGGAUCAAACCUAAAUUUGAUUUGAUUUGAUUUGAACUGAGUUACAGUCGCACAGCGUAGUUAAAUACAGCUGCUCAUCAUCCGAGUAUUUUGAGUCAUUCUGUGGCAACGUUUGCGCAGCCGAAGUUGGGUCGGUGGCGUUGGCAAUGCGACGUGCGCAUCUCUUACACGCUGUACAGUAAGGCAGCGCUGUCUGAUCCAGGGGGAACAUAAACAAUCCCCAACCCCCAUUUGAGGCAUGGGGGGGGGGGGCUUUUGGUCCAUAUCUCCCCCAGCUUAUCCAGGAACAGGAGGGAAAAACCGAAACAAGGCUGGAAAGGCUCCCAUUAAGAGCAUGAAGGCUUCCAGGCUGGCCUAUUUCUGGCUUCCGGCUGUGGAGCAGCACCGGGGGGCUGUUCUCACUGCCCUUC
This is a messenger RNA of Python bivittatus (Burmese python), 3344 nucleotides long. NCBI's taxonomy places the organism in Eukaryota, Metazoa, Chordata, Lepidosauria, Squamata, Pythonidae. The record is from RefSeq and is a predicted model, not a curated record.